AUGAGACACUUUGAAUUAUUACUAGCCUUCUUAUUUAUAAUUGGUGGAUCAACCAGGGAAAUCGAAGAAGAUUUGGAUACCGUAAGUCGACAGAGCAAUUGAAAUAAUUCAUGAUUCAAUUUUUAAAGGUUGAUAUAAUUUCUCACUAUGGUUAUCCAGUUGAAAGACAUUUUGUAACAACUCAAGAUGGAUAUACAAAUCAAGUUCAUCGAAUUCCACAAGGUCGUGACAGUCGAACAAUUGGAGGAUGUUCAAAAAGACCUGUCGUAUUUUUUAUGCAUGGGUUAUUUGCAUCAUCUUUUGAAUUUGUUUUGAAUCUUCCAUCUCAAAGUCCUGCUUAUGUAUUCGCUGAUGCUGGAUUUGAUGUUUGGUUGGGAAAUGUAAGAGGAACUGAAUAUGGAAGAAAUCAUUCUCAUUUCUCACCAAAAGAACAACAAUUUUGGAAUUUCUCAUUAUAUGAUCAUUCGCAUUCGGAUUUACGAUCACAAAUUGAAUAUGUUUUGAAAGAAACUGGCCAGGAAAAUCUAUUUUAUGUUGGACAUUCUCAAGGAACUGCAGUUAUGUUUGCGAGAUUGGCGGAAGCUGAACCAGCUUGGCAAAACAAAAUUCGCGCAUUUUUCGCAAUGGGUCCAACGGCUGGAUUUAUAAAACCAGAUUUACCAUUCGAACUUCUUGAAAAUCACGAAAUCCAAAGAUUGAUUCAAUUUGUACUCGAUGGAAGAUUUGGAAUUAUCCCAAUCAACAUUCCAAAACCCAUUGUUUCAGCUCUUGCAGAUGUUUGUGGACAACACUUUUUAACACAUUUCUGUGCAUCAGCUUUCUAUCUUUCUGCAGGAAGAGAAAAAUUAGGACAAAUGAAUGAAACAAGAAUACCAGUAUUUGUCAGUCAUUUCCCAUCAACAACUUCUACUUUGAAUCUUCUUCAUUGGGUACAAAUUUUCAAAUAUCAUGAGAUUCGUCAUCUCGAUUUGGGACCGAAAAGAAAUCUUCAAAUCUAUGGACAAACUGAAGCACCGGCAUUGGAUAUUGGAAGAAUUAAUGUUCCGACAUAUCUAUAUUACAGUCAUGAUGAUCGAGUUACCGAUGAACGAGAUGUUAAUGAAAUAAUUAUUAAACGAAUGGGACCAGCGUUAAAAGAAGCCAACAAUUUGGAUCAUUUCAGUCAUUAUGAUUUUGCUGUUGGACUUCGAGCAACUGACGAAGUUUAUAAACCAAUUAUUUAUCAAAUCUACAAAGAUAUUGAGAACGAUGGAUGCUAA
Molecule: messenger RNA, 1259 nt
Organism: Caenorhabditis angaria
Lineage: Eukaryota; Metazoa; Nematoda; Chromadorea; Rhabditida; Rhabditidae
Source: the annotation of a GenBank genome assembly